CUGAGGGGAGCAGCGGGACGGGACGGGACGGGAGGGCUGCCGGGUCUUCGUCUUUACGUGGCUGGUCAGGUCGGUCCCGCCGUGGUGUUGGAGCUGGGGGAGCUUCCUGCUUCGCUGCGUGGAGGAGGAGCGGCGCUGAGGGGAAAUGAAAAUUUAGGAGAGGAUUUGCCAGAGAAAGAAGAUGGGAGCAAAUAGCAGCAGCAUCAGUGAGCUUCCAGAAAAUGAAUACUUGAAAAAAUUAUCAGGAGCAGAACCCAUCUCAGAGAAUGACCCCUUCUGGAAUCAGCUGCUGUCUUUUAGUUUCACCACUCCAACAAACAGUGCUGACUUAAAGCUUUUGGAAGAAGCCACAAUCUCAGUCUGCAAGUCUCUAGUGGAGAAGAAUCCUCGGACAGGAAACCUUGGCUCCUUGAUUAAAGUCUUUCUUGCUAGAACCAAAGAGUUAAAAAUCUCAGCAGAAUGCCAGAAUCACCUCUUCAUCUGGCAGGCUCACAACGCCCUGUUUAUUAUUUGCUGCUUGCUCAAAGUCUUCAUCAGUCAAAUGUCAGAGGAGGAGCUGCAGCUUCAUUUCACUUAUGAAGAGAAAGGCUCAGGCUCAUAUGGGGCAGAGUGUGAAGACCUCAUAGAAGAACUGCUGUGUUGCCUCAUCCAGCUCAUUGUUGAAAUUCCUCUCUUAGACAUUACCUACAGCAUUUCCUUGGAAGCUGUGACAACUCUGAUUGUCUUCCUCUCCUGCCAGUUAUUCCACAAAGAAAUUCUACGAGAGAGCAUCAUUCACAAGUACCUGAUGCAUGGUCCAUGUCUCCCAUACACCAGCAGACUUGUGAAGACUUUGCUGUAUAAUUUCAUUAGACAAGAAAGAAGCCCUCCCCCAGGGACCCACCUCUUUCAGCAGCAACCAGAUGGAGGAGGCCUCCUUUAUGGGAUUGCAUCUGGGGUGGCAAGUGGAUGUGAGGAGCUGCUCUGGGGCUCUGCUUUGAGCAGAAGGUUGGACCAGGAGGUCCCUUCCAGUCUUGAGGAUUUUGUGAUAGAAGGGAGUGACCCAGGGAAGAAUUGUUGUGCCAUGCUGCAGUGCAUUCUGCUUUGUCCUGAGACUGAGUCUGACCUUUUGUGGGUCAACUCUUUGCUGUUGAUGUUGCCUGGAGAUUCUCAAAGUCUCAAUGCCAUUUUUAUUUGUUAAGAAAAAGGGAGUUUGUGUGUGUCUUAUGCUCUACACUGUGUUUUGGUUGGUGGUUGCUCUCUUUCCCCCCACCAGAUGUCUUAUUCUUCUCCUACCAA
Messenger RNA from Calypte anna (Anna's hummingbird), 1278 nucleotides. RefSeq names its product dymeclin. NCBI's taxonomy places the organism in Eukaryota, Metazoa, Chordata, Aves, Apodiformes, Trochilidae. The transcript is spliced from 9 exons. Bases 182 to 1180 code for a protein of 332 amino acids. Gene Ontology annotation, biological process: Golgi organization. The record is from RefSeq and is a predicted model, not a curated record. Gene Ontology annotation, cellular component: Golgi apparatus.